Molecule: messenger RNA, 171 nt
Organism: Aspergillus clavatus NRRL 1
Lineage: Eukaryota; Fungi; Ascomycota; Eurotiomycetes; Eurotiales; Aspergillaceae
Exons: 2
Coding region: 1-171 (56 amino acids)
Source: RefSeq, a predicted model, not a curated record
AUGUGUCUCCCAUCCAAGUGCAGCAGCUGCCAGAAGAAAACGUGGUGGGGUUGCGGAAACCACAUCCCCUCCGUCAUGGACCAGGUGCCGGAGUCUGAGCGAUGCACCUGCACGCCCAAGGUCAACGCUGAGGGCCAGGAAUAUCCUCCCAAGGGCGCCAAUCCCGCCUGA